This is a messenger RNA of Abrus precatorius (Indian licorice), 6618 nucleotides long. RefSeq names its product transcription initiation factor TFIID subunit 1. Bases 607 to 6261 code for a protein of 1884 amino acids. Lineage: Eukaryota; Viridiplantae; Streptophyta; Magnoliopsida; Fabales; Fabaceae. The record is from RefSeq and is a predicted model, not a curated record. Gene Ontology annotation, molecular function: histone acetyltransferase activity; RNA polymerase II general transcription initiation factor activity; RNA polymerase II general transcription initiation factor binding. Gene Ontology annotation, biological process: transcription by RNA polymerase II; RNA polymerase II preinitiation complex assembly. The transcript has 21 exons. Gene Ontology annotation, cellular component: transcription factor TFIID complex.
UAACAGUGUUUGGCCCGCACACAGAGAGAGUUGAAUAAAAUCACCCACACCAUACCAUAACCCUCUCUCCCUUACCAACGAUCUCACUUUCAAAUAAUAACCCCGUGCUCCAACAACAAGCGCUACCUCAAUUCUCCAAUCUCCGAUCAGCCAUCAACGCUGAUUCUACGGAACCCUUCGUCUACGCGGACACCGAAGCGUAGCUCCGUUCUGCUUUUCCUCAAAUUGAAUCUCGACCGCCUGAAAACUGCGUCGAAUCGGAGGGUUUCAUUCCCCCAAGAGAGCAUUGAACGGUUUACUUUCCAAGCUCGAAUUGAUUGCUCACGACGGAUUGAGAAACUUGGAGGAGGUGAAUUCACAAGGGAAGGAAACCUAAUUUGCGAACUUCGUUUUUCUUUUUGGAAUGAAGAGGAAAAUUGCCGAAUGAAACGGCGUUACUGAAGUUUAAAUAGGGUUUUCGAGGUCUCUGUCUUUGAUCGGGUGGAAGAGCCACCGGCAUAGAAGGUUUGGCAAGAGGAUAGUGAUUGAAAUUGGUUUCUGCUGGAACCGUUCGCUAUGAGUUGUUGAUUCUCGUGUUGGAUUGCGACACAGGGUUGUUCACACAGCAUGGGUUACGAUUCGGAUAGCCCCUCGCAGGAUGGGAGGGAUGAAGAUGACGAGGAAGAAUAUGAGGAGUCUGGCAGGGGCAAUCGUUUUCUUGGGUUCAUGUUUGGAAAUGUUGAUAAUUCUGGUGAUCUCGAUGUUGAUUAUCUUGAUGAGGAUGCAAAGGAGCAUCUUUCUGCAUUAGCUGACAAGCUGGGUCCAUCACUGACAGAUAUAGAUUUGUCAGGAAAAUCACCACAAACACCACCUGAUGCUGUUGAACAAGACUGUGAUGAAAAAGCUGAGGAUGCAGUUGAUUAUGAAGAUAUUGAUGAAGAAUAUGAUGGUCCAGAGACAGAAGCUGCCAAUGAAGAGGACCAUUUAUUGCCAAAAAAGGAGUUUUUCUCCACUGAAGUUGCUGUUGAAGUUUUGGAGUCCAAAACUUCUGUCUUUGAUGAUGAAAAUUAUGAUGAAGAAUCUGAAAAGGAACAAGACAUAGUGAAUGAUGAUUCUAAAGGGGAGCAGGAAGAGAGUUUUGUAGAUGCAUCUAAAGAAGAGAGUGCUCUUGAACAAGAACUACAAGUUGGCUCACUGCAGACUGAAGAAUUGGACAGUGAUGUGCAAAAACUUGAGGAGGAAGGGUCUGAAGUUCAGAAAAGGUCCAUGUCUAUGCCAUUGCCCGUAUUAUGUGUGGAAGAUGGUAUGACAAUUUUACGCUUCUCUGAAAUCUUUGGCAUUCACGAACCUCUCAGAAAAGGAGAAAAGAGAGAGCAUCGGCAUCCCAUUCCUAGAGAUAGAUACCAGUCUUUGGAUUUAACUGAUGAUAUCGUAGAAGAGGAUGAAGAGGACUUCCUCAAGGGCUUCUCUCAUAGUCUCUCACUUACUAAACAUGUUUGUGUAGUCCAUAAUGAUGUAUCAGAAAUUGAUGAUGUUGACUUGGAAUUUCCAAAAUUUGGAUUUCUUCAUGGGGAUGCUUCAAUGGCUGGGAAAGAUGAUCGACAACCAAAGGACUCUUGUCUUUGUGCUGAACCAAUGAAAGGGGAUUUGACAGAAGAUAUUUCUGGGAAAGACCAUCCUUUUAUGUGGGCCAAUUUUUAUCCCCUUGAUCAGCGAGACUGGGAAGAUGAAAUCCUCUGGGGCAAUUCUCCUGUUCAAAGUCGUAGUAAUGUUGAAAGCUGUGAAAUUUCUGGACCUGAGUUGGGAGCAUCCGGUGGAAGUGAAAUAGAAAUUGAAAGUGGGAUCCAGAAUCUUCACAUAGAGCCACAGGAGAUGCUGGAGGAGAAUGAUCAUAUUGUCUUCAAAUGCAGUUCCCCUGUCUCAUUGGAGCCCUUUGGCUCAAGGCAUUCUUCUGGAGCUAAAACCAAUUCAAUGUCCAGAAGUCUAUUUCAUCCCCAACUAUUGAGGCUAGAAUCCAGAUUUGAAGUGGAUGCUGCUAAUCUUGUAGAUGGAAAAGGGGCAGAUAUAUCUGAGAAGCAUACUCAAAAUGGUCAAAUAAAGCGAUUUACCAAGGUUAUAUCACAAAACAGAGACAUGAUGGAGGGAUCCUGGUUAGACAAUAUAAUAUGGGAGGAUCUUGAUCGGGCUACAGUGAAACAAAAGCUUAUCUUUGAUCUUCAGGAUGAUCAAAUGCACUUUGAAGUUUUAGAGAGCAAGGAUGGUACACAUCUUCGCCUCCAUGCUGGGGCUAUGAUUUUAACUCGUUCUUUAAAAUCGAGUGGUGGAGACUCUUCUGAGCUACCGGGACAUGGAAGUCAAUAUGGAUGGCGAUACGUUGCUAAUGACAAACACUAUUCUAACCGUAAAACUUCUCAGCAACUUAAAUCAAAUUCCAAAAAACGCUCAGCUCAUGGUGUCAAAGUUUUUCACUCCCAACCUGCACUGAAGCUGCAGACGAUGAAAUUGAAGUUGAGCAAUAAAGAUAUUGCAAAUUUUCACCGGCCUAAAGCAUUAUGGUAUCCCCAUGACAAUGAGGUGGCUGUCAAAGAGCAAGGGAAAUUGCCAACACAAGGACCCAUGAAAGUUAUUAUAAAGAGCUUGGGUGGCAAGGGGAGUAAACUGCAUGUUGAUGCUGAAGAAACUCUCUCUUCUGUUAAAGUAAAAGCUUCCAAAAAGCUAGAUUUUAAGGCAUCAGAAACAGUAAAGAUUUUUUAUUUAGGGAGGGAGCUUGAAGAUCACCAAUCACUUGCUGCACAAAAUGUUCAACCAAACUCCUUGUUACAUCUUGUUCGUACAAAGAUAAAUUUGUGGCCAAAGGCACAAAGGGUUCCUGGUGAGAACAAGUCCUUGCGUCCUCCAGGUGCAUUCAAGAAAAAGUCUGAUCUGUCUGUAAAAGAUGGACAUGUUUUUCUGAUGGAGUAUUGUGAAGAAAGGCCUUUACUUUUGAGCAAUGUUGGAAUGGGUUCAAGACUUUGUACAUACUAUCAAAAAUGUUCACCAGAUGACCAAUCUGGCUCGUUAUUACGCAAUACAGAUGGUAACUUGGGCCAUAUCAUUUCUCUGGAUCCUGCUGAUAAAUCUCCUUUUCUUGGAGAUUUAAAACCUGGUUGCAGCCAGUCAUCACUUGAGACAAAUAUGUAUAGAGCACCCAUAUUUCCUCAUAAAGUUCCUUUAACUGACUACCUGCUUGUUCGUUCUUCAAAGGGAAAGCUAUCAUUAAGGCGCAUUGAUAAAAUUAAUGUUGUCGGACAGCAGGAGCCUCUCAUGGAGGUAUUAGCCCCUGGAAGUAAGAAUCUUCAGACUUACAUGAUGAACAGGCUAUUGGUGCACAUGUGUCGUGAAUUCCAAGCAGCAGAGAAGCGACACUUACCUCCAUAUAUCCGUAUUGAUGAAUUUCUGUCACAGUUUCCUUACCUAUCAGAAGCAUCAUUCCGAAAGAAAAUCAAGGAAUAUGCCAAUUUACAGAGGGGAACAAAUGGACAGUCUCUUUUGGUUAAAAAGAGAAAUUUUCGCAUGUGGUCAGAGGAUGAAUUGAGGAAAAUGGUGACACCAGAGCUUGUUUGUGCCUAUGAAAGCAUGCAAGCUGGCCUAUACCGUCUGAAACAUUUAGGAAUAACUGAAACACAUCCUACUAGUAUUUCAUCUGCAAUGAGUCGGCUUCCAGAUGAGGCAAUAGCACUGGCUGCUGCAUCACAUAUUGAGAGGGAACUGCAAAUUACUCCUUGGAACUUGAGUAGCAACUUUGUUGCUUGUACAAGCCAGGGUAAGGAAAAUAUUGAACGAAUGGAAAUUACUGGUGUUGGUGAUCCAUCUGGACGAGGCUUGGGUUUUAGCUAUGCUCGGGCACCUCCCAAGGCACCAGUGUCUAGUGCAAUGGUGAAGAAGAAAGCAGCUGCUGGCCGUGGAGGUUCCACUGUUACUGGUACAGAUGCUGAUCUACGUAGAUUAAGCAUGGAGGCUGCACGAGAGGUUCUUCUUAAGUUCAAUGUUCCUGAGGAGGUCAUCGCAAAACAAACCAGAUGGCAUCGCAUUGCUAUGAUACGGAAACUUUCUAGUGAGCAAGCUGCAUCUGGGGUUAAGGUUGAUCCAACAACUAUCAGUAAAUAUGCUCGUGGCCAGCGAAUGUCCUUUCUUCAGUUACAACAGCAGACCAGAGAGAAAUGCCAGGAGAUUUGGGAUCGACAAGUGCAGAGUCUGUCAGCUGUUAAUGGUGAUGAAAAUGAGAGUGAUUCAGAGGGGAAUAGUGAUCUAGAUUCUUUUGCUGGAGAUCUGGAAAAUUUACUUGAUGCUGAGGAGUGUGAAGAGGGUGACGAGGGUACCAAUGACUUAAAACGUGAUAAGGGAGAUGGUGUUAAGGGUCUUAAAAUGAGAAGACGCCCAACUUUGGCUCAGGCAGAGGAGGAAAUAGAAGAUGAAGCUGCUGAGGCAGCUGAAUUAUGCAGGUUGCUUAUGGAUGAUGACGAAGCUGACAGGAAGAAAAGGAAGAAAGCUAGAGUUAUAGUAGAAGAAACAAGAUUGGUACCGAAGCUGCAAUCAAAAUAUGCCUUUGACAAUGCUGAGCAAGUGAAGCAAAUAGCAAAUACUUUACAACUGGACGGAACUAAUCAUUUAAAAGGGGAUGCAGUCACAGAUUUUAGGGAGGAGGAAAACUUUCCUGUGAAAAAAAGCAAAUCACUGAAGGUCAAUAAAGCCAAGAAGAAUGACAUUACACCUAUCAGUCUUCCCAAUAAAAAAAUCAAAUUAAAUAUGGGAGAAGGAAUUAAGAACCAGGUAUUUAAGGAGAAAAAGCCAUCAAGGGAAAGUUUUGUUUGUGGGGCAUGUGGUCAGCUUGGGCACAUGCGCACUAACAAGAACUGUCCAAAAUAUGGUGAAGAUCUAGAAGCACAACUUGAAUCUACAGAUAUGGAAAAAUCAUCUGGAAAAUCCAGCUUUGUAGAUCCCUCUAGUCAGUCCCAGCAUAAAGCCCCCUCCAAAAAGUCAGUAUCGAAAAGUGCAACAAAAGUUGCUCCUGCUGACAAUUCAACAAAAAUUCCACUGAAAUUCAAAUGCAGCUCCACAGAGAAAUCUUCUGAUAAACCUGCAGUAGAAACCCUGCAGAGUUCUGACAAACCAGUUACUUCUGACUCAGAAACUACAAAGUCUGCCAAGGUUAAUAAAAUAAUUAUUCCCAACAAAGUGAAACCAGAUGAUAUGCAGGCUGAAUCUCAUAAGCAUGCUAUUGUUAUACGGCCUCCUACUGAUUCAGGUAGAGGUCAGGUUGAUUCUCAUAAGCUCCCUAUUAAAAUACGCCCACCUACAGAAAUAGAUAGGGAGCAAAGUCACAAAAAGAUUAUUAUAAAACGUACAAAAGAGGUUGUUGAUCUGGAAUUGGACAGUCCAGGUGGAAACACAGGGCUUGAACACAGAAAAACUAGAAGAAUCGUUGAAUUGUCAAACUUUGAGAAACACAAAAAACCAGAGACCAUGUAUGGAACUGAAGGUUUGGUGAAAUGGAAUACUAAGGAGGAUAGAAGGUGGUGGGAAGAGCAAGAGAAACGAAGAAAUGAAGCGAGACUAAGAGAAGACAGAGCAAGGAGGCAUCACAAAGAAGAAAUCAGGAUGCUCAAAGAGCAAGAAAGGUUGGAUGAGAUAAAAAAAUAUGAAGAAGAUAUUAGGAGAGAGAGGGAGGAGGAAGAACGGCAAAAAGCUAAGAAGAAAAAGAAGAAGAAGAAGCCUGAUUUAAGAGAUGAGUAUUUAGAUGACCCCAGAACCAGAAGAUAUGAUAAGAGAGUGCCAGAAAGAGACCGGAGUGGAAAAAGGAGAUCUGUUGUUGAGUUAGGAAAGAUUAGUGCAGAUUAUAUGCCACCAACAAAACGCCGAAGAGGGGGAGGGGGAGAGGUUGGUUUGGCAAAUAUCUUGGAGAGCAUAGUGGAUACUAUCGUGAAAGAGAAGUAUGAACUGUCUUACCUUUUCCUGAAACCAGUGUCCAAGAAGGAGGCUCCCGACUACCUGGACAUUAUAGAGACGCCUAUGGAUCUUUCCAGAAUCAGGGAGAGGGUACGGAAUAUGGAGUACAAGAGCCGCGAAGAUUUCAGGCAUGAUAUCUGGCAGAUUACUUAUAAUGCCCAUAAAUAUAAUGAUGGGCGAAAUCCGGGAAUUCCUCCCCUUGCAGAUAUGCUUUUGGAAUAUUGUGAUUAUUUGUUGAAUGAGAAUGACGAUAGCCUCACUGCAGCAGAAGCUGGUAUUGAAAUUAGAGAUUUCUAAAUGAUGUUAAAUUCAGAUCAUGAUCUGGUGGUUAGAUAGGGCUGUUCUACAUUAUAUCGAAUCUAGUGUAAGUUUUGGUUUAAAAGAUAAGAAAAUGCUGCCUCUUGUAUUUUUUAUUGAUAUGAAAAGAGGUUGCAAGUUGUAUGGAAACGGGUGAUAUAUCACACCAUAUAACUCAUUGAAUUUUCAGCGUGUAACAUUGUAGAUUGAGGCCCUUUUAUGAAUUCUUUUAGAUAGUCAGAAAAACCAAGCAGAAGCAGGUUGGUGGACAUGAGAAUCUUUUUAUUCAUACUAGUUAUGGACAUGAGAAAACUCGAAAAAUGAUUUUUACUUAACUAUAAAAGAAUAGAGCUUUCG